CUCCCUGGCCGGCGCCAAAAGAGAUGCUUUUGUCCGGACGUGAUCGGCGGAGGUGACCCCGAGCGCCGCGGGCCCCCUGCGCAUCGGUCGCGGGCGGGGAUGGCCGGCCCGAGCGGCCGCCGGGGGGCGUGCGUCUGCCUUCACACUCUGCUGGCUUGGGCUUCGGCCUGGGCCGGCUGCCCCUCGCCGGUCCCCAAGCCGGUCGACUUCUCGGUGGUUUACGCCGCGCCUUUUUUCCAAGCCCGCGGCCCGAUCCAGAACAUCGUCAACAACUCCUUGUACCGGGAGGUGUACGUGGCCUCGCGAAACGCCAUCGAAGCCGUCGACGGGAGCUUGCGGAAGGCGUGGGGACUUUGCACCGGGCCGGCGGGGAGUCCCGAGUGUGGGAUUUGCGACCUGUGUCGGAUGGACGGGGACCCCGACUUCCCGGAGGACACGGACAAUCAGGUGCUGUUGUUGGACACCCUCUUCAUGUAUUUGUAUUCCUGCGGCAGUUCCCAGCACGGCGUUUGCUAUUUCCACCGACUGCGCGGCGACGGGAAGCCGCCGUCGGUUUCCAAGUGCUUGUUCCGAGCCGGCUCCAACUCGGCCGCCUACUGCCCCGACUGCGUCGCCAGCCCGCUGGGUACCAAAGUGGCCAUGGUGGAGGAGGGCCAGACGCUGUAUUUCUUCGUGGCCGCUACGGUCAACGAAAGCGUAACUCGGCGCUACGGGAGGAAGUCCAUAUCCGUGCGGCGACCGCUGGCGACGGAAGACGGCUUCUACCGCGACGUGCGCGACCUGACCGUGCUUCCCGGCCUUAGGGGGACUUUCCGCAUCGACUACGUCUACAGCUUUUUCACGCGGGAGUUUGUGUACUUUGUGGCGGUCCAGAGGGAGAGCCCGGACCAGGAAUCGUCGCCCUUUCAAACGCGACUGGGCCGUCUCCCGCGCAACGAAUGGGAGAUGAAGCGAUAUCGGGAGGUGGUCCUGGAGUGCCGUUUCGAGCCCAAGCGGCGGCGCAGGAACGCGCUCAACGAGCCCUACAAGGACGUGGUGUACAACGUGGUUCAGGCGGCGCAUUUCGGCAAAGCCGGCCGGGAGCUGGCCGAAGAGUUGGGCGCCGAGGAGGAGGACGAUAUCCUCUACGGGGUCUUUGCCGUCACGGACGACAACGGGGUCGCCGAGCGCGAUUCGGCCCUGUGCGCCUUCCCCGUGGACAACGUCAACGAGGCCAUCGCCGACGGGGUGGACGACUGCUGCCAAUCGGGACCCGAGCAACUGUCCCGGGGUCUGUGCCACUUCCAGCCCUGCGAAAGCUGUCCCCACGAGAGCAUGGAGAACAACGCCACGUGCAGAGACCAUCCGACCAUGGUUUCCCAGCCCUACUACCGAGUGGACCUCUUCAACCGCCGGAUGACAAACGUCCUUCUCACCUCCCUGUUGGUGACCACCAUCGACAACAAGACCGUGGCCCACAUUGGUACGUCCACAGGUCGACUGCUGCAGUUGGUGCUGACGAGAUCCAGUCCCAUCGUCUUUGCUAAUUACUCUUUGGCGGACAACCAAAGGAUCUCAUCCAUCGCUGCCGUCCACUCAUCCGAGUAUCUCCUGUUUGUGGUUGGAGACAAGAUGUUUCAGGUCCCCCAGAGAGGGCCGGGCUGUCGGCACUUUCUGACUUGCGCCGCGUGCCUGACGGCCCCCAAGUUCAUGGGCUGCGGCUGGUGCUCGGGGGCGUGUUCGUGGGAGAGCGAGUGCUCGAGCCGCUGGAGGAACGAGUCCUGCCCCCCGCGGAUCUCCGGGUUCUUUCCAAGGACCGCUCCCCCCGACGGUCAAACAGAGUUAACGGUGUGCGGACGGGAGUUCCGGUCGCCCCUCAGACCCGCUAUCACCUCCAGAAGCCACCAGGUUAGACUGGGACAGACGUCGUGCACCGUGCUCCCUCUCAAGAGUAACAACACACACUUGGUGUGUAAGAUUCGCUCCGGGGCCACCGAGCUUUCGAAAGCAGUCAACGUUACGGUGGAAGUGCGCGAGGGCGAAGGAGGCACCAAGGUGGAGGGACGCUACGCCAUUGACGGGAAGGCAGAAAUGCCGGGCUUUACGUUUCUGAUACCCAACAUCACGGAGAUCCAGCCCAACUAUGGGCCUCGCGUCGGGGGCACGUUGAUCACCGUGACCGGAGCUCACUUGGACGCCGGAAGGACAAGGAGAGUCACGCUCAAUGACGUGCCCUGUCCCAUCCAAAGAGUCACCAAGCCCAAAGGCAACAUGUCCUCCAUCAUCUGUCUGUCGCAGCCCAUCUCGGAGGCGAGGGACGUACCUCUGGGUGUCUUCAUCGACAAGUCUCCCGUGGUCACCACAAAGGUUUUCUACUACAAAGAAAAUCCCCAAAUCACCGCCGUCCUGCCCGACUGCAGCUUUGACAGGGGCUCAAAUCUUUUGAUCGAAGGAGAGAACCUGGAUUCCGUUUAUCGCACCGUCAUCCGCUUUAAACCCAACGAGAGCCACCUGAAGCCUGUGACGAGGGAGUGCACUGGCAAGGCCUCGUCCACGAGGAUGGCGUGCGUGGCUCCCGUCUUUCCGAGGGAUGAGACGGAGGAAGGGGAGCUUUCCUUCGACAUGGACGGAGCCAAGGGGCUUUGGAACAAAGAGUUUUCCUACCACCCUUACGGCGAGCCCAUACCCUUUGAGACGGAGGGACGCCAGCUGCAUCUGUACCCGGGCUUCGACGAAGUUUCGCUGCACCAUCAGAAGUUGAACCUGGUCAGCUCCUGCAUGACCAUCGUGAUGACGGUGGCGGGGGUUGAUUGCGACGCCAAAGUCCUGGAUAAUGAGAUCACCUGCCGGAUACCCAAAAAUGUAACCGUGCCUCGCGAGGGACUGCCCGUGAAGAUCUCCAUUAACGGGCAGGUCCACGACGUGGGCACGGUGAUUAGGGUCAGCAACCACUACAUGGUGGGCAUCGUGCUGGGGAUCCUCGCGGCUCUGGUGGCCGGGGCGGCGCUGGCCUUCGCCGUCAUGAAGCACCUGAGGAAGAAAAAGAAAGCUGCCACGGUGGAGAUGCGCUUGGCCCGCAGCGCCAGCCGUUCCGGGACCGAUGAUGUGGACUUGUCACCGGCGGGCGACUACAGGAGAGGUGUGACGUUGCGACCGCCCGCGCUGACGUUGCGACCGCCAGUCCGACUUUUCUCAAACGGCCUUUUCUUAGUGGGAUCCCUGAAUCCGCCGACUCCCGUUGCCGCGGCCGGGCCCGUGGCCUUCCCCGGCCCGUCCUACGCCGCGGGCGGCGGCGACGUUACGCUCACUCCUCUCAUGGCCGCAGAGACCAUUUCCAUUUCCAGUUUUAGGCCGCAGCUAUUGGAGGAGGUUAAGGACGUCCUGAUUCCUGCCGAAAUGCUCCUUGUGCAACACCAUCGAAUCAUUGGCAAGGGUCAUUUCGGAACCGUCUAUCACGGCUACUUGACGGACCAGAGCCAUAGAGAAAUACACUGCGCCGUCAAGUCUUUGAACAGAAUAACGGAUGUGGAGGAGGUGGAGCAGUUUUUGAAGGAAGGGAUCAUCAUGAAGGGCUUCCAUCACAUCAACGUGCUGUCCCUGCUGGGCAUCCUCCUGCCGCGAGAAGGGCUCCCCCUGGUGGUCCUGCCUUAUAUGAAACACGGCGACCUGCGCCACUUCAUCCGCUGCGAGAAGAGGAACCCCACCGUGAAGGACCUCAUCGGCUUCGGACUGCAGGUUGCCAAGGGCAUGGAAUAUUUGGCUCAGAAGAAGUUUGUCCACCGAGAUCUCGCCGCACGCAACUGCAUGCUGGAUGAGUCUUACACCGUCAAGGUGGCAGACUUUGGCAUGGCCAGAGAUGUUUUCGACAAGGAGUACUACAGUAUUCAAGACCGCAGAAAAGCGAAACUGCCCGUCAAAUGGAUGGCUAUCGAGAGCCUACGCACGCAGAAGUUCACUUCUAAAUCCGAUGUGUGGUCCUUUGGCGUGCUGAUGUGGGAGAUGCUGACCAGAGGAGCGAGCCCGUACCCGGAAGUGGACCCUUACGACAUCACGCACUACUUAUUGAAGGGCAGGAGGCUUCCCCAGCCUCAGUAUUGUCCUGACCCUUUGUACAGCAUCAUGCUUGAGUGUUGGGACCCCGAUCCGGAAGCCAGGCCUAACUUUGCUACCUUGGUGUCUGCCGUUAGCGCCAUCCUCUCCGGCCUGGAGGGAGAACACUACAUCAGUCUGAAUGUCGCGUACGUCAACCUGGACCAGCCCAGGCCGUACCCGGCGCUCACCGAGUCUGCCGACGAGCACGACUCCACGGACGCUGAAAGUCGCUCGGGCUCAACCUCCUCCUGAUCCAGGACCUUCAAAUUGCUGUCACUUCUUAACGCAAGGGGUCAAACGCUCCAUUCGAGUGCGCUUCACUCAAAAGCAGCUCCU
Messenger RNA from Hippocampus zosterae (dwarf seahorse), 4407 nucleotides. RefSeq names its product macrophage stimulating 1 receptor b (gene mst1rb). Gene Ontology annotation, biological process: cell surface receptor protein tyrosine kinase signaling pathway; multicellular organism development; nervous system development. The coding region runs from base 100 to 4323 and encodes 1407 amino acids. Gene Ontology annotation, cellular component: signaling receptor complex; membrane. Lineage: Eukaryota; Metazoa; Chordata; Actinopteri; Syngnathiformes; Syngnathidae. Gene Ontology annotation, molecular function: protein binding; transmembrane receptor protein tyrosine kinase activity; ATP binding. The record is from RefSeq and is a predicted model, not a curated record. The transcript is spliced from 19 exons.